AUGGCAAUGGCGAAGGAAUCUUCGAAUCUCAUGGAGAAAUCGAGAGAUGUUCUUGCGACACCAAGCCACGAAGGAUUCGAGAAUAUACUCGAACAAUUCGCAAUGCCUCAAGAAACCAAGGAAUAUAAAACCGCGUUUGCUCUGUUCAACUUCUGCGCUACUCAUUUCCCAAAUUGCUAUACCCUAAAGCUUCUCCAAGUGUAUCGACGCUCUUCCAACAGCGUCAUCAGAUACCGAUCGAUCUACUUACUCGCUGAAUCCCUCGCCGAACUCAGAAGACGCAAUUUCGAAUUCUCUCGCGUCGGUCUCCAUGAAAUCAAACCACUUCUGAUUGAAUGCUUGAUGAUGGAAGAAACCAAAGAAAAUGAAAUCAAGAUCUUUAGAAGAAUCGUUUCUAUUUUAGUCUACAAUGUUGUGGUUUGCGAUAAUGGUGGAUGGGACGAGCUCAGUGAUUGUAUCCUCUGGCUUGCGUGUACAGAACCUGUCAAGGCUUUUCAUGUCUUCCUCGAUUUGCCAUCAGUCUACGGUAUGUUCAUUGACACUUUUCUGACGGAAAUUGUAGGGAAAGCUGAGAUGAUUCUGCUUAGUCCUGAGAACAGUGAAGUUGAAGAUUGGAGCUUGGCUUUAGAAACUGUUGUUAAAAUAGGGAUUCAGAUUUUGGAUACAGAGAUGAGAGCUGAUUUGAUAAAGAAUCUUAUUAACAUUCUUGAGAACUCUGUAAAGAAGCUAGUGGAGAAGGGGAUGGAACAGUUUCUGGUACAAGGGCUUGAAUAUCUUGAGAAGUUCUUGUCACGAGACAAGACUAUGUAUAAUUACAAUAAGACACAAUGUCAUUUCGUGAAGGCUUUCAUGUUCAAGAUCAAAGAUUUUGGUACACAGACCAAGGAGAUUAUAAGGAAGAUCAAUCAGGUGGUUAAAACAGAGGACAAUGCAGUGGUCAAACCUGUCGUACAACCUCAGGAAAGUCAAGAUGAUGGAGCAGAAUAUGAACGUGGCUUGUAUAUCCAUUUGAAGACUAUGUCAGCAGUUGAUGUUUUGAAAAUCUUUAUGUCAAAUGCUGUUGAAGAUAGGUCCAAAGAGAUAGCAAUCAGGCGGCUUGAAGUUGUACUCUCUGAUCACACUUCAAAGAAGGUGGAAAUAGACAUCUCAGAGAUGAGAGAACUCCAGCCAUUGCUCAUCUCUUGCCUUAAGCAAGAAGGAAUCACAGACAGCAUGUUCAAAGUCCUAGGUGAGGUGCUGAACCACGUUGUGUAUGAGCUGUCCAAACACCAAAAUGUCGCAUGGUAUGGAUUACUCGAUUAUAUCACAUCACAAAGCAAAACAAAGUUUCAGAGAGCGGUUUAUAUCUUCCAGUGCUUAACAAUGCCUAUUGAAGAUGACGGGUUUAUGAUCCAUGUGAUGGAGAAUCUUCUCCCAGAGAUAAGAGUAAGGCUAAACCCACCAAGAGAGUUGUUGGUAGAUAACAAAAGCUGGGUUUUGACGUUUACUGGUGCAUUCUGUGCAACCAUUCACUUGAUAAAGAUCCCAAGCCAAGCUGAAUCCUUUAAGGAGAUUGCAAAUAAGAUGAUAGAUUCUGUGAGAGAGCUUGUGGAAAGAAAAAUGGAAGUUGGGCUUGUGAGGAGAGCUUUCAGAGAUGUUGAAACCAUUGUCAAGAAACAAUUGGAAUGGUACCAAACGAUGGAAUACAAGUUUGUUAAGGUUCUGCUUUGGAAACUCUAUGCAAUCAAAGGCAUGAAAUGGGAAAGUAAGAUCGUGUUGUGGAGAAUCAACGUUACCUUGGAUAGACUAGUGAAUAAGGAGGUUAAAGAGAUACCAAAGGAUGAGUUUGAUUGGCUGAAGCUACAUGAGGCUUUGUGAUUUGUACAUCUGAAGUUCUCAAGUUCCUGCAGAAUCUGUUUUUUUCUUUCUUUACAUAGUUUGUUAUUGUAGAAAGAACACUG
This is a messenger RNA of Capsella rubella, 1940 nucleotides long. RefSeq lists its product as uncharacterized. The transcript has a single exon. The record is from RefSeq and is a predicted model, not a curated record. The coding region runs from base 1 to 1857 and encodes 618 amino acids. NCBI's taxonomy places the organism in Eukaryota, Viridiplantae, Streptophyta, Magnoliopsida, Brassicales, Brassicaceae.